This is a messenger RNA of Anopheles funestus (African malaria mosquito), 8463 nucleotides long. RefSeq names its product guanine nucleotide-releasing factor 2 (gene C3G). Gene Ontology annotation, biological process: positive regulation of GTPase activity; Ras protein signal transduction. Lineage: Eukaryota; Metazoa; Arthropoda; Insecta; Diptera; Culicidae. The transcript is spliced from 16 exons. Gene Ontology annotation, cellular component: plasma membrane. The coding region runs from base 2015 to 7144 and encodes 1709 amino acids. The record is from RefSeq and is a predicted model, not a curated record. Gene Ontology annotation, molecular function: guanyl-nucleotide exchange factor activity.
CUAAGUUUGACGUUUUGUUUUUUGGUUUUUAAAUUAACUUCGCUUCAUUUUUUUUCUGAAAAUAUGCAUUUAACUCUGUUUUAUUUGUUUGUUAAAAAAUAGUAUUAUAUGAGUACUAUUCUAAUAUAUUCUACACAGAAAUUGAAGAUAUGAAUUGCCCUUUAAACGUACAUAUUGACUGAUUGACGCUAUUCUUGAUUUUCUAUCUGUUCUUGUAAUUUAAGGCAAAAUCUGUAAAAUUACUUUAGUACACUAUUUGGGGAAAAGUAAUUAUCUUUCGAGUAAAGAUAUUUGAUUAAAAACAAGGUAUAACAUAUGUAGGGCCCUGAAGUGUAAUAGCAGAUUAGCACUAAUCAACAAAAAAUAGGUCCAAAACAAUUCCAUGAAGACUUUUGUAUAAAGAAUUUUGUGUGUACCUAAACCUAACCUAACCCUGCAAAAGAUGCGGAUGGUUAAGAAUAGUUUAAUUCUUCAUACUUGGUGCUAUAGUCGUCAGCUGUGGAAGACUUCGUUCUGAGCACUGAUCAUUACUCGAGCACUCUUGGGUUGAGAAUAAAAACCUAGCAUUUAGGGGAAACGGGAGAAAAGCUUGAAAGUGUAGCAGGAAUACAUUUCACGCCACCGAAACCACCAGAAUGGUUACUAACCUGCAGAGGCGUCACACACCGGUGAGCGAUAUAUCACCACCUCAGAAGUGGAAUGCCCAUUCCGGUGCUUUUCGAAGCGUACUGACAAGAUUUAGCUUUGGUUCUGGUCAGUUGCUCGAUGACCUUUGGUUCAGAACAUUGCCGAAGAGUAGAGUAGCGUUCAUUACAUACGGUUACACGGAAUGGUUGGACGCUAGACAAGAAGAAACCAUCCUGUUCUCGUGUAGAUUUUCGUUUUUUGGAAUUAGACGCUAGCAGCUUCGAAUUUGGAUCAAACUGAACCGUGGAAAUGUUUCCCAACUCCAGAUGGUUAAUCCGUUGUUCUUGUUUUAUACGUUUGCCAUCACUUACCGGAACGAAUCGUUGGAUCAAUGCUGUGCCACCGCUCAAGAACAUCGUGGUGAUCCACGAUUUUUCGCUUCUGGACAUGUAUAUAGGGUUGCGGAGCAGGUAGGGUUUGCAUUUUUAAUACGUUCUUCCAUGGAGAUUUCUCGGUGCAGAAGACGGUGACCUCAAGCUUGUCGGUGUUGGCAGAAUUUCCUUCUUUUUUUUAAAUCCAAGCUGUGUGAUAGGAUUGAAGAAACUCCCCCGGAUCACGGUACGGUUCAUGGUCGCGUUUAUUAGAAACAAAACGAACGGAAAACAAGGCAAACGACAUCGUGAACCACACGCUGGGAAUGCUACCUGGUUGUUGGUAUCGGAACGGAACGGAACCAUUUGUUAUGAUGGAAUUUAUUUCCCUCUUCCUCCUUACGGCACAACCGGUAGCUCCUAGAAACGUUCUUCCAGUGCGUUAUUGUCACGGUACGAGACUACAGCUUCUAGUUUCGGUUGAUGCUAUGGAAUUGUUUUCCCGGAUCACCGUACAAUAAAAUAUGCCACUUCCGACCAUAACAAAUGCAUUUACCGUAGCAUCGAAAGUUUCUUGCUGGCGAAAAAGAUUGCACCAUGCAAAUAUGGGGAGCAUCUUUUGAUAUUCACCUUAAUGCGCAUUAAACACCGAGUUUAGUUUGAGUGACUGUUAAGGGGUUUCCGGAUAUUGAAUUAUUAUUUUUAUAGUUGGACGGUUUUGGGGGGAAACAAACGGGAUGAAUUAGAGUGAAUCUAACGCAGUAUGAAAUUUGUUUGCUAAAAUUAUUUUUCUAUCAUCUGUUCAAAAUUAUACACAUUUAGUAAAGUUACAAAUAUUGAAGUGCUCUAAAAAAUAACCAAGAAAAACGUUCGACGUUCUUCUUCUCCACAUCCUAGCGAGAAGAUGUGUACUAGUGUUGUGUUUUUACAAACAGUGUUAAUGAAAGUUACCGUUCGGUGUGUUUAACAAACAAAAAAUAUAACUGUAUCUGAUAAUCUCAAGAAAACACAAGAAAAUGCCUGAAUUUGAUGAUUCGUUCCUUUUCGAUUGUGCCUCGUUCGAGCGGAAGAAAUGGAAGACACAUAAUCUACGGUAUCAACCAACCGGCGUGGUACUCAAGAGUGCUAGCACCCUCGACCCAUUUUUGGACGUCGACCGUCCGAAGCUGUUUCCACCAUCGGAUGAUGGUUCUGGGACGGUUAAAAAGCCUUUUUCCGGAUACGCACCUGACAGCAUGAUCCCGUCGGAAGCCUUUUCCCCGGGAAAUGACGCACGGCGAAGAAAGGGCGUUUUACAGUCACCGCGCUUAAGACGCCAACAGCCGGUCACCAAAAUGAAACUCUUCAGCGGCUCCAACUCAUCCACCUACAAUGUGUUCCAAAGGGAGCAGGUGAGCCAGCAGGCAUCGACUAUACCGCGCGGUCAACAGUUCCAGUACACGAACCAGAUGGAUCGACUAUCGGAUGACGGUGACGCUUCAAGAUACGAUAGCGGUGGAAACUGCACGACAGCAAACAGUAACAGCAACAUUGGCCUUACGUCCACACCUGUUUCCAGUGGGCGUAACGCUAACGGUAAUAGCAAGGGUGGUGGUACUGGUUCAGCCACCAGUGCUCCAACGACUGGUGGUUGCAACGAUCAGAACAGCAGCAGCAGUGGCAGUGGAACCAACACCACCGUUACACCUGGUGCACCGGGUUCGUCUGGUCAUAAGGGCAGCAUCCGAGGCAAUAAGCUGGCUCGUCGAGCGCGCUCCUUUAAGGACGAUUUUUUGGAGAAGAUAUCUCAGAUCCGCACACCGACCAACACGAUGACAAGAUCUCACUCACCAAAUAGUCCCCGUGGCGGUAGUGGAACUGGCAGCGGUAGUGGUAACUCUGCCAGUUAUGGCAGCCGGAAAAGCACCACAGACGAACCGUCGAAACCGGUACAAGAUCUCAAUUAUCACGUGCGUCAGGUGAAAAAUGCGUUGACACACUUCAAGGAUGUAAUACUGAAGAACAAGCUCGAGAUGUUGCCGGGCAAUGGUACGGUUGUACUGGAAUCGAUUGCUAACGUUCACACGGCCCUGCAAUCCUAUACGCUAAAUGAGCAGAGUACGGCAUUCAUCAACGCCACCAAUCACGUUUAUGUCUCACUCGGCAAUCUGCUGAAAUUGUGCGACGAGGUAUUGCUGACUAAGGAGGGUGAUGAUUGCCCAUCACUUAGCAAGGAAAAUGUGAAGGAGGUGGUCGAGUUGGUGGAAAAUGCUGUAAACAAUCUGGUUAAUUUGGCAAACGAGAAGCUGUCCGAUCGAAAAGCGAACGUGUCCGCAGGAAACGUAACUGGAGGCGGUACACUAUCGAGUACCUCCGGGACGAGCUCGAAUACACUGCAACGACCAGCGGUGGAUGUGGUCAGUCAACGUACAUCGCUACCAGACAUUCCGCUUACACCACGCGAACGCGAUAUUCUCGAGCAAACUUCCUUAAAGACGGUACGUGCGUCACACAGUACCGAAAGCAUCUUGCGUGAUUCGAGUCCGCCCCCUCCACCCAAACCACCACUACCCGAUCGAUCGCAGGAACCACCGCCUCCGUUACCACCCAAACGGAAAAGUCAACAUGCCAAGAACCACUCCUUCCAUGACACGACAUCAUCUGACUGCAACUCCACCGAUUCUACCAUGUUUCACGUGGGUGGAGGUAGUAGCGUUGGUAUCGGAAGUGGAGGAACCGGUGGCAUCAGUGGAAGCAUCGGCCUAGACCGGAUGUCGCUACGUUCUCGUUCUCCUGAAGAUAACUGCAGUCUCCUCAGUGCCAGCGCUGGCUCGCUGGAUUCGGCUCUUAAUCACUCUCGCGAGGAAGACGAGUUGAGGGCACUCACUAGUUGCUCUUCUCAUGCAAGCGCUCCGGCCGCCAGUUUAGGUGGUUUAGUAAUGCUCGGCACAUCAUCAACCGGUACUCAAGCCUGGGAAGAACCUGCCGAUUUGGUUGGUUUACCGCAGAACAGCAACAGCAGUCUCAAUCGCAACUCGAACGAGUCUGGGUUCGAGUCAAUGUAUUCGUUGCGUGUUUCCCGUGAUCAGCAACAACAGCAACAGCAAAUGAUGCAUUAUCAGAGCACGGCUGUCUCCGCCACGACACACCAUCAUCAGAAAAGUGCCAGUUCGUCGUCCUCGUCAUCUUCUUACGUGCAUAAAUCAGAAUCGAUCGUAGACGGCAUAACGGCGCUCGUGGUGACCAGCGGCAAGGCUUCUUUGCAACAACAGCAGCAACUACACCUACAGCAACAUCACCAAUCACAAGUGCUUCAUCAUCACCAUCAGCAACAGCAACAGCAACACUUUCAUCAGAAAAUUGACACGAUCAUUACACAGGCAAGCGACGAAGCUACCGUCGAUUCGAAAGGUAUCGAACAGCUUGCCUGUUCCGCUUCGACUGUCUCUACGUCUGGUCUAUCGAAGCUGCUCGUGCAGGAUCCUAGUAUAGAUGAAGUUGGGAAUGAUGACGUAUUUCCACGAUCUUCAGCCGACAGGCCACCAGCGCUUCCAGUCAAGACGCGCUCACACAGUAUUAAACGGGAACGCCACCCAUCACAGUACGAUAAUGUGGACGAGGUCGACUUAGAACGAAGUGUCCAAGAUUCGUUUGGUCACUUCCCGAUGCAAAAUUCGCCAUCGUAUCUGUACAGUCGUCAGCAGAUGUUUCAUAAUCUACCGAGCAAACAUAUAAGCUUGAUCGAGCCACGGCACAUGACCCGCUUCCAGGAAGAACCACCACCGCUCCCCAUUAAGAAGAAGCAUAUGUUUCAAAGUGUUGCAUAUUCAGUAAUGGCCUACAUGGAGAUCUUCGGUAGUGCCACACAGAACCAGUCAGAAUUUAUGCGCCACUCGGUGCACACGUACAACCUUGCGCACUCCGAGCAGGUAUCCACCAGUAGCACCACGAGCAAUCACAGUAUUUCGCUCAGUCAAACCAUGAGUCUCUCGCCGUCGCGUAUUGCUCCUGCUACGGUGUCACCACCAAAUUCACCAAACGUUAGCGUGAAGCCACCUGCGUUGCCACCGAAACGACAGCGCAUCAACAGCAAAACGCCCAGCAUCGCAUCAACACCUCCUGCCAGUCCGAAGAUUUUUCAAGAUCAGCACCAUUACAUGCAUCAUCACCAUCACCAGCAGCAAACUCCGACUACAAUCAACACAUCUCCUUCACCAUCAACGACGUCACUCGUAUCGACGCAAUCUGGAGCUGGACUCAAGCUAACUGCUGUCGGCAAUCAAACGCUGGACGUUAAGACAUCGAAGGUAUCACAAGCUACCCAAUCACCGGGUAUAGAAGCAUCCUCUACAUCUAGCAAUGCGUCCGCUGCGACUACUUCUAUCACUACUACAAGUAUUUCUUCCGCUGGUGACGGUGUCGUUGCUGCCGUUGCUGCUACAGAACAAACCGCUUACAAUAGUAACUCACCUAACAGAAGACUUAAUGCUGAAUAUACCAAAAUCGAGGAUGAUUAUCUGCACCUGUGCGAUGCCACCACGAAAGGUCCAGCUAAGGAAGUGGGCGACAAUUACUCAUCCUCCGCUUCCAAUUCGAAUCUCGUCACCAUCGUCACUAGCCGCAGCAGCGGUAGCAACACUCUAGUCAGCGUUGCCAAUCAUAGUCACAGCAAUAACAAUAGCGGCAGUAGUAGUAAUAACGUUGAAUCUAGUAGUUAUUUAAACGAUAGCCAUAACAAAGCUAAAAUUAGCAGUAGUAGCGGUGCGCUGUCAGUAUUACCAUCCAGCGAUAUGAUCUACGAGUCGUCCACUACACCACCGGCAGGCGACACCAGUGAUGAUCGCAACAGCAAAGAUGGGGACGAGGUUGAGGUCAUACUUAGACGGAAUAAUAAGAACGGUAUAACUAUACUGGAACAACAACAACAGCAACCCCUGAACCUGAUGGAGGAGCUAGACGUCAGCAAUUAUCUAGUGUUUAAAAAAGAAAACGAAGAUGGACCAGAUGUCAAGGGUGGCCAUCCGGAUGCAUUGAUCAUACAUGCCACCAGAGUGCAGAAAAAUUCAGACGACGAUUGUUUAGAGGAUGCGUAUGGUGAAGCAUUCAUCACUACGUUCCGCACAUUUAUCUCGCCACUGGAACUAAUCCAAAAGCUGUCCCAUCGUUACACCGUGUACCACUGUCAGAUGAAUGAUGCCAAACAGAAAGCCGCCAAAGAAUCCUUUUCCCUGCUGGUACGGGUAGUAAAUGAUCUGACCACGCCGGAUCUAAGCGAACGAUUGCUGGUGAUAUUGAUGAACUUUGAUUAUCAGUUGGUGAGUGCCGGGCAUCUCACGAUGGCCAAGUUGCUGCGGGUAAAGCUGAUCGAGAAAGCGCUUAUCUAUAAGCAGAAGGCGUCAUUGACCGUCCAGACGCUUUCGUCGAGAGCACUUGUGGCCCAACCACCGACCCUUCUCGAUCUGAAGUCGGCUGAAAUAGCCGAACAAAUGACAUUGCUCGAUGCGGAACUAUUCCAAAAGAUCGAAAUACCGGAAGUAUUGAUAUGGGCGCAGGAACAGUGCGAGGAACGGUCUCCAAACUUGACGCGUUUCACCGAGCACUUUAACAAGAUGUCUUAUUGGGCUCGCACUCAAAUACUUUCGCAAAACGAUGCCAAAGAUAGGGAGAAACACGUGAUCAAGUUUAUAAAAAUAAUGAAACAUUUACGGAAAAUCAAUAAUUACAACUCGUAUCUUGCACUGUUGUCAGCACUUGAUUCGGCUCCAAUUCGAAGGUUGGAAUGGCACAAAACAAUAACUGAAGGUUUGAAAGAGUACUGUGCAUUGAUUGAUUCUAGUUCCAGCUUUCGAGCCUACCGACAAGCGCUUGCUGAAACGAUUCCACCCUGUAUUCCAUACAUCGGACUCGUGCUACAAGAUCUAACAUUUGUUCACAUUGGCAAUCCGGAUCUUUUACCGGACGGUUCGACAAACUUUUCGAAGCGCUGGCAACAGUAUCAUAUAGUUGUGAACAUGAAGCGUUUCAAGAAAGGGUCUUAUCCGUUUAAAAAAAAUGAACGCAUCAUCGGUUUCUUUGACAACUUCGAGUACUAUUUGGACGAGGACGCUAUGUGGCAAAUUUCCGAAACGAUCAAACCACGUGGAUCGCGUAAGACUAACGUCAAUUAGUACAGGCUGAAUUGUUUGCGUGGGGGUAGUGAUGAGCAACAGGAAGGUAAUACUACAAAAUCUGGUGAAGAUAAUGGCGGUUGCAACCAGCAAUCAUUGCAUCGUUAUCGUAAGAACGAUUAAACGCCACUACUAUAUCGUUUUCGCUACGCCGAAAUAGGAUGGCAAAAUCUGACCUUAUUAGGUUGGAAGGAUUUCAAUCUGUAGGUAUAACGACCAGUCAAGAAAAGCAGCAGCAAAUCCCAAGCAAACCGAACAUUUAAUCUGGAACGCGUUAUAAGACGAUCGAAUCAAAAAUAAUGCAUUUAUCCUAUCUAUCAAACGGAACGUUACUACGCAAAGCAUCUUUUAUUACACCCUGAGCAAGGGUGAACAGUAAACGUCUAGUACUAUACGCCUAAUAGCGCUAAUACUUGUAGAACUAUUAAGUUUGCACAUUUCUCAUUAGUUCUUUUGGUUGCUUCGUAUAUUUUCUUAAAAUCCUGUUGGAAGUAUGCACUCUCAUCGUCCUGUACAAAUGAGAGUUUACACUAAGAGCGCAUUCUGACUGGGUACAGUUUAUAAAUUAUUUUAUGUUAUUAAAUACACCGUACACGUGAUCUAAUUGUAUUAUAACUACACCUAGCAAUGAUACUUUCAUAAAAGUAUUGUUUUUAUAAUAUCGUCUGUAACGACACAGGUUUAGAAAGAAUAAAAUCAAUCGGCUGCGUUCAAUUGCAUGCACGCCAAAGUUUCUAUACCCAGGCACCAUUAAAAUUUUAAAUUCAAUUCGAUCAGUUUACGCGGUUCAGCCAAGCUAUAACGCAGGUUUGAUUCUUAUGGAGACGCUACUUUUCACUAUAAACCAUGUUUCGAUUAAUUGUUUUAAUUUACCAGAUAUUUACUGCAGUUCCUGUGGUCCGAAGUUGAUGGAAAAGUCAGUUUUACGUACAAUCUAGAUAUUAUCACUAUCUGACUACAUACAUGUACCAUUCAAGUCUAGUAUGUCUAGGUAAAUAAGUAGUGCCAAGCAUACCGCCAGCCGGAUGCCGUGGCGAGUAUGUAAGUAGAAUGAUUGAAAGUAAACUCGACUGCAAGAAGAAAAUACAAUUAGGAACCGGAAAUAUGAUCACACGUCGUUCAAUCAAAUUGAAAAGAAAGUUAAACAAAUGAAAAUGAAAGUAAAAAGAGAAUGACGAACGUAUUAUAUAGAUAAUGUGAGUGAUAGUGGAGGAGUAAAAUCGAGUAGUACCGGAAACAAAGUCAAAGAUAAUGCAAGUUUGUCUUCUAUUACUAUAUUUUUAUUGCAAAAUAUAACUAUUCAUCAUUUUAACAUUUAA